Penicillium brasilianum is the source of this 1916-nucleotide messenger RNA. The record is from the annotation of a GenBank genome assembly. Lineage: Eukaryota; Fungi; Ascomycota; Eurotiomycetes; Eurotiales; Aspergillaceae.
CGACCAUUGAAUAACGGCCUCGCGUUCCAAUGCAGGUUGACCGUUCAUCCUCUGAUCCACUCUCCACCGUACAAAAAAGCCACUCGACGUUCAAAUAUAUAUCCGCUUCGUAGACUUCCAGAUCCCAUCUCUAGCUCAGUGCGUUCUUGUAUAAAUAGCGGGGAAACCACCCAGAUUGUCGGGUUCGAAACUAUUCCUUCUCAGCGUGGCACCGAACCCAGAAAAUACAAUGGCCAUCGUGAAAAAGAUCAAGGAACCAACGACUGCUGUACAGGUUGCUGCCAGCCAAGCUGGCGCAACCCCAGAGGAUCCAAUCGAUGCCCUCAUCAUUGGAGCUGGUCCAUCCGGGAUGAUCUGUCUGCGGAAUCUUCUGAGAGAUCAACCGCCACUCUCCGCGAUUAUAGUCGAACGCCAAGCAGUUCCCGGCGGCAUUUGGACGGGCCAUAUCCCCGCAUACUCGACCCUGCAGGAUCUUGUUUGCGAAUAUGAAGUUCACGGUGUCAAAUUUCCCCGACGAGAGCCCCAGAGACGUGCAACGAGAGACCAGGUCGCCGAGUUUUGUGACGCCUAUUUCAAAGAGUUCGAUCUACACGACCAUGUUAUCUGGGAGCACGAUGUGGCCCACGUCGAGAUGGUCAAGCCUAUGUUGCACAAAGUCGACAUUCGCCCUUUCGUAAAAGAAGGCGAGGCCCCUCCAGGUCAAACAGUCUAUACAAGGAGUGUGCUUGUCUGCACUGGUCAUAAUAUGGAACCCUAUAUGCCCAAAUUCCCCGGCCAAGAAACGGCAAAGUUUCCUAUCAAGCAUAAUAACAACAUUCGCGACGCAACUGAAUUGCCGGAUUCUGAUAUUGUCGUCAUUGGUGCUGGUCCCUCGGCUAUGGACAUCGUUCAAGAAGCUUGUGUUACGCAAGGUGCGAAGAAUGUCCAUCUGGUAGCACGUUCUCCUCACUGGGGAGCGCCUGAUUUGUGGUGGCCUUGGCUAUGGCAACUCGGAUGGACGGAGCUGCAUCUCAUGCGCGUGCUCUAUCGCCGAUUGCCCAUUUUCGUCGUUGAUGCCAUCUUUUGGCUUAUCCAUCUUGUCUGGGCAGUCUUCCAUGGCGUCCCAGAGUGGAGGCCUCCUACCCACGAAGGACCCUCUGCAAAGGUUGGCCUCAUCCUGCGGUCACAUCUUGUAAAGCCCUAUCACAACGGACAAUUCCGUAUCCACGACAAGUGCGGAAUCAAAGAAAUUGACGGGGACAAAGUGAUCCUCACCAACGGCACGGCCUUGUACCCGCGAAUGCUGGUAGCUGCAACAGGCUGGUCAACCGAGUCCGCAUAUCUCCCCGAGGGAUCCCCAGCCGGUGAAUACGAUUCUCUGGCCGCCGCAGACGCACCGCGACCUCUAUACCUCCGAUUCUACGACCAGGACUAUCCUGGGAUUUUCUACAUCUCCGUGUCGGCUGGCUUUAUCACCUACACGGAGAGCGCCUCUUUCCUCAGCCAGGCUAUUGGCCAGAUUCUACGUGGGACCUGGACUCCUCCAUCCGAGGAGGAAAUCAAGAAGAAUUUGAAAGAAGUCGUUUUGCACCAUAUCUGCCUCCCUGGUCUCAUUGAGGAGGAUCUUACUGCGGCAGGUUUCAAGGACCUGCGUGGUAAGAAUGUGCGCUGAACGAUAGCAGCUGCACCAUCUGGCGGAUAGGCACUCUCUUUUCCUAUCUACUACUCGUCGAGAUUUGGAGUUUGGAGGAGCUUUGCAUUCAUCCUUGGCUUUGAGAGGUCCAGGGCUUGGACUAAUUACAUUGCAAUUGAGAUAAUGAGACAUGACGAAAUUUGGAAAUGAGCAGUCGAAGACAUUCCUUACGCUUGUAAAAAUUCUCCCCAUUCAAGGAUUAGUUUGCAUAAGCGAGAAUAUAGAAUAUGAAGAUUGUUCCCUG